AUGCAUUACAGCCAAUUGUACGCUGAGAAUGUUACUGUAAAUAAUAGUCCACCCAAAUGGUGGAGCGACCGGCGGGUUAAAAUCAUUGGCAUAUCUUUCAUCGUUUUAUCGAUUCUUGUAGUCUAUCUCGCUCUGGUUUUAAAAUUCUAUAUUUUUACACCGAAGAAGUCAGAAACCACUAUCACCACUGCUACCGUCACAACAACAUCAAGAUCAACAAUAACGACUACCACUACUCCACAGUCAGAUUGGUCUAAAACUGGCAGUCUGAAUCAUGCACGACGAACACACACAGCAUCCGUAUUGGCGAAUGGAAAAGUAUUAGUUACUGGUGGACUUAACAAUCAGGGUUUUCUAAAUAGUACUGAAUUAUACGAUCCAUCAACAGAAACUUGGACAAUCACUGGCAACAUGAACAAUGCACGUGCUGAACAUACAGCAUGUGUAUUAACAAAUGGAAAAGUGUUAGUUACUGGUGGACUUAGUAAUCAGGGUGUUCUAAAUAGUACUGAAUUAUAUGACCCAUCAACAGAAACUUGGGCAACUACUGGUAGUAUGAGUGAUGCACGAACUGAACACACCGCAUCCGUUUUGGCGAAUGGAAAGGUUUUAGUCACUGGUGGGCGCAUUAAUCAGGAUUUUCUAAAUAGUACUGAAUUAUACGAUCCAUUAACAGAAACUUGGACGACUACCGGUACUAUGAAUGAUGCACGAGCUGAACACAUAGUAUCCGUAUUAACGAAUGGAAAAGUAUUAGUUGCCGGUGGAUCCAUUGGUGUUAAUCGUUUACUUAGCGGUGAAUUGUAUGACCCAUCAACAGAGACUUGGGCAACUACUGGUAGCAUGAAUUAUACACGAAUUCAAUUCACAGCAUCUGUAUUAACGAAUGGAAAGGUAUUGGUUGCUGGUGGGUCGAAUUAUAAUUUUAAUCGAGACACUGUUGAAUUGUAUGAUUCAUCAACAGGAACGUGGGCAAUGACUGGUAGCAUGAAUUAUAGGCGGUGGAAACACACAUCAUCCGUAUUAACGAAUGGAAACGUAUUAGUUACUGGUGGAUUUGACCAUUAUCCUAUAGAUACUGCUGAAUUGUAUAGCCCAUCAACAGAAACUUGGACAAUUACUGGUAGGAUGAAUAGUGCACGAGGUGAUCACACAGCAUCCGUAUUAAUGAAUGGAAAAGUGCUGGUUACUGGAGGAAUUUAUGAUGGCGAACCUUUGAAUAGUACAGAACUAUAUACAACAUUUUAA
Molecule: messenger RNA, 1248 nt
Organism: Rotaria socialis
Lineage: Eukaryota; Metazoa; Rotifera; Eurotatoria; Philodinida; Philodinidae
Source: the annotation of a GenBank genome assembly